GCCCAGUCUGUGUAACCAGCAGCAACAGAGAGAAUCGGCGCACACUCAUAGGUGUCACUGACUCUGAGCGGAGCGCUGGCUGUCAUCCUCGACAAAGGAAGGCUUUGAGCGCGCUGUCUCCAUGGUGACUGAUGCCGACAUAUAUCAUCCAUAGGUUGUGCCAUGCAUUCAAGGAAUACGUGAAUCGCGCGUGCCAGAAGAAGCCUUUUGCGCCAGUGCGCGCAUUUGGAGAGGCGCAUCAGCCGUGAUCAGACUGCAGCUUUGCUGGAUCAUCGGACCUUGCUUUUGCAUUUUAUUUUGCUCUUUUGUCCCUGGGCUCUUUUUUUUCUGUUGAAAUAUGAUGUUGCGCUUCACAGCUGGCAGGCUGCUUGUCGGAUUGUUCUUUUUGGGUUUUUUGCACAGUUUGGAGGUUCUUCCAGCAAGGGCAAUAGAUGCUCCAAAAACCUGCAGCCCCAAGCAGUUUGUUUGCAGAGAUCAGGUGACAUGUAUCUCAAAGGGUUGGCGGUGUGACGGGGAGAAGGACUGCCCGGACGGAUCAGACGAGGCCGCAGAUGUCUGUCCUCAUAACCGUGUGUCCCAGUGUCCUCCUAAUGAGCAUCAGUGUCUGGGGUCAGACUUGUGUGUUCACAUGAGCAAGCUGUGUAACGGCGUCUCUGACUGCACUGACGGAGGAGACGAGGGUCCGCACUGCAGAGAACUGGCGCUCAACUGUACUCUCACUGGUUGCCAGGACAACUGUGCUGUCACACGCACUGGCCCCAUGUGCUACUGCAAGAGCGGCUACGAGAUCAGCCAAGAUGGAAAGACCUGUAAAGAUUUUGAUGAGUGUACGGUGUACGGCACCUGCAGUCAGAAGUGCACUAACACAGACGGCUCGUACACCUGCUCCUGUGUGGAAGGAUAUCUGGUUCAACCAGACAACCGCUCCUGCAAGGCCAAGAAUGUGCCUGUGGACCGUCUCCCCGUGUUACUGAUCGCUAACUCCCAGAACAUCCAGAUUACGUCUCUGAGCGGAUCCAGCAGCCCGUCACUCUACAUAAGCACAAAACAGAGCACAGCCAUGGACUUCCUGUAUGCGCAGGAAACAGUGUGCUGGAUCAAUGUGGGCGACUCCCCCGCAGGCACACGACUGAAGUGCGCUAAGAUAACAGGACUCAAGAGCUUCACAGAUGAGAGGACCAUCAAUAUCUCCCUCAACUUACACCAUGUAGAGCAGAUGGCAAUAGACUGGCUCACAGGAAACUUCUACUUUGUUGAUGAUGUGGACGAUCGAAUCUUUGUAUGUGAUAAAGAUGGAGCCACAUGUGUGACACUGCUGGAUCAAGAACUCUACAACCCUAAAGGCAUCGCUCUGGACCCAACUAUGGGAAAGGUUUUCUUCACUGACUACGGGCAGAUCCCGAAGGUGGAACGCUGUGACAUGGAUGGACAGAACCGCACGAAGUUGGUGGACAGUAAAAUUGUCUUCCCGCAUGGCAUUACCCUGGACUUGGUCAACAGAUUGGUUUACUGGGCCGAUGCUUAUCUGGACUACAUCGAAGUAGUGGACUAUGAGGGCAAAAACAGACACACCAUCAUUCAAGGACUGUUGAUCGAGCAUCUUUAUGGUCUCACAGUGUUUGAGAACUAUUUAUAUGCCACAAACUCAGACAAUGCCAACAUGCAGCCUAAGACCAGCGUGAUCCGCGUCAAUCGAUUCAACAGUUCAGAUUAUCAGGUGGUCACCCGUGUCGACAAGGGAGGAGCUCUACAUGUCUACCACCAGAGACGCCAACCCCCUGUGCGGAGUCAUGCCUGUGAGCCAGAUCAGUUUGGAAAAGCCGGAGGUUGUUCAGACAUCUGUCUGUUGGGCAACAGCCACAAGAGCCGGACGUGUCGCUGUCGGUCUGGCUUCAGCCUGGGCAACGAUGGCAAAUCAUGCAAGAAGCCCGAGCAUGAGUUAUUCCUGGUGUACGGGAAGGGUCGUCCAGGUGUUAUCCGUGGUAUGGACAUCAACCCUAAAAUUCAGGAUGAAUAUAUGAUCCCCAUCGAGAACCUGAUGAACCCUCGAGCUCUGGACUUCCAUGCACAGAGUAACUUCAUCUACUUCGCCGAUGCCACCAGUUAUCUGAUUGGCCGACAGAAGAUUGAUGGCACAGAAAGAGACAUCAUCCUUAAAGAAGGUAUUCACACUGUGGAAGGAAUCGCUGUGGACUGGAUGGCCAAUAAUCUUUACUGGACAGAUGAUGGUCCCAAGAAGACCAUCAGUGUUGCUCGGCUCGAGAAAGCUUCUCAGACCAGGAAGACUCUCAUUGAGGGCAAGAUGACCCACCCUCGAGCUAUUGUGGUGGACCCUCGGCACGGCUGGAUGUACUGGACUGACUGGGAGGAGGACCCAAAAGAGAGCAAGCGAGGGAAGAUUGAGAAGGCCUGGAUGGACGGAACCAACCGGAACGUUCUGUUGACGUCUAAGACGGUUCUGUGGCCCAACGGCCUGAGUCUGGACAUUCCUCAGGGCAUCCUAUACUGGGUGGAUGCUUAUUACGACCGAAUCGAGAUGGUCUAUCUCAACAAUACUGCACGCAAGACAGUUUAUGAAGGACAGGAACUGAACCAUGCCUUUGGCCUUUGCCACUACAAAAACUUCCUUUUCUGGAACGAGUACCGCAGUGGCAGCAUCUAUAAACUGGACCAGAACACCAAAACGGUCACUUUGCUACGCAACGAACGGCCACCCAUCUUUGAAAUCCGCAUGUAUGAUGCCCAACAGCAGCUGGGAAGUAAUGCGUGUAGAGCCAAUAACGGCGGCUGUAGUAGUCUGUGUUUGGCCACUCCCACUGGCAGGUCAUGUGCCUGUGCUGAGGACCAAUUACUGGACCCCACAGACAACACCAGCUGUAAAGCCAACCCGUCUUACAUUCCCCCUCCACAGUGUCAGCCGGGAGAGUUCGCCUGUAAGAAUAACCGCUGUAUUCAAGACCGCUGGAAAUGUGACGGAGAUAACGACUGUCUGGACAACAGCGACGAGACCGCUGAACUGUGCCAUCAGCACACGUGUCCUGCUGACCGCUUCAAGUGUCAAAAUAACCGCUGUAUCCCCAUGCGCUGGCUGUGUGAUGGAGACAACGACUGUGGCAAUGAUGAAGAUGAAUCUAACACCACAUGCUCAGCUCGGACAUGUCCUCCUAAUCAGUACUCGUGCGCCAGUGGCCGCUGUAUCCCCAUUUCCUGGAGAUGUGACCUGGAUGAUGACUGCGGGGACCGCUCGGAUGAGCCCGCGUCCUGUGCAUACCCAACCUGUUUCCCGCUCACUCAGUUCACCUGCGAUAACGGACGCUGUAUCAACAUCAACUGGCGCUGUGAUAACGAAAAGGAUUGUGGGGAUGGCUCUGAUGAGUUCAAUUGUCCGAACCCGACCGACAAUGACUGUGGUGAUAACAGUGAUGAAGCCGGCUGCAGUCAUUCAUGCUCCAGCGCUCAGUUUAAAUGUAACAGCGGUCGCUGUAUACCCGACUACUGGACCUGCGACGGAGACAACGACUGUGGGGACUACAGCGACGAGACCCACGCCAACUGCACUAACCAGGCAACCCGUCCUCCCGGUGGCUGUCACACAGAUGAGUUCCAGUGUCGUGUGGAUGGGUUGUGCAUUCCCCUCCGCUGGCGGUGUGAUGGAGACACUGACUGCAUGGAUCUGAGUGAUGAGAAGAACUGCGAGGGUGUAACACACAUGUGUGAUCCAGCAGUAAAGUUUGGAUGCAAGGACUCUGCGCGGUGUAUCAGUAAGGCUUGGGUGUGUGAUGGUGACAGUGAUUGUGAAGAUAACUCUGAUGAAGAUAACUGUGAGGCGCUGGUGUGUAAACUCUCCCAUCACGUGUGUGCCAAUGACACCAGCAUUUGCCUGUCCGCCGAGAAACUGUGUAAUGGCAAAGACGACUGUCCUGAUGGCUCCGAUGAGAAACUCUGUGAUCUGUGUUCUCUGGACAAUGGUGGCUGCAGUCAUAACUGUACAGUGGCUCCGGGGGAGGGCAUUCUGUGCUCGUGCCCACUGGGAAUGGAACUGGGAACUGACAACAAGACGUGUCAGAUCCAGGGCUUCUGUGCCAAACACCUGAAGUGCAGCCAGCGCUGUGAACAGGACAAGUUCAAUGUGAAGUGUUCCUGCUAUGAGGGCUGGGCCCUCGAACCUGACAUGGAGAGCUGCAGGAGCACAGAUCCUUUUAAACCCUUCAUCAUCUUCUCCAACCGUCAUGAGAUCCGGCGGAUUGACCUUCACAAAGGAGACUUCAGCGUGUUGGUGCCAGGCCUGAGGAACACCAUCGCACUCGACUUCCACCUCAACGAGAGCUCGCUCUACUGGACUGAUGUUGUUGAGGACAAAAUAUACCGUGGGAAGCUGUCAGAAAAUGGUGCAGCGCUGACCAGUUUUGACGUGGUGAUCCAGUAUGGAUUAGCUACUCCCGAGGGUCUGGCUGUAGACUGGAUCGCCGGAAACAUCUACUGGGUGGAGAGCAACCUAGAUCAGAUCGAAGUGGCCAAACUGGACGGGACCAUGCGCACCACUCUACUAGCUGGAGAUGUGGAGCAUCCACGGGCCAUCGCCCUGGACCCCAGAGAGGGAAUCCUAUUCUGGACGGACUGGGACGCCAGCAUGCCCAGGAUAGAGGCUGCGUCCAUGAGUGGACAUGGCAGGCGCACCAUCCAUAAGGAGACGGGCAGCGGAGGAUGGCCCAACGGACUGACUGUGGACUAUCUGGAGCGCCGCAUUCUGUGGAUCGAUGCCAGGUCUGAUGCGAUCUAUUCAGCUAAGUAUGACGGGUCGGGACUGAUCGAGGUGCUCAGAGGACACGAGUAUCUCUCGCACCCGUUUGCUGUGACGAUGUAUGGAGGAGAGGUUUACUGGACAGACUGGCGCACAAACACACUGGCCAAGGCCAACAAGUGGACAGGAAACAACGUCACUGUGGUUCAGAGAACAAACACACAACCUUUCGACCUGCAGGUGUACCACCCAUCUAGACAACCGCAAGCACCGAACCCCUGUGCUGCUAACGGUGGUUUGGGUCCAUGUUCUCACCUGUGCUUGAUCAACUAUAACCAGACGUUCUCCUGUGCCUGCCCGCACCUCAUGAGACUAAGCGAGGACAACCACACCUGCUACGAGUCGCGUCAGUUCCUGCUGUACGCCCGUCAGAUUGAGAUAAGAGGAGUGGACAUCUAUAAUCCGUACUACAACUACAUCAUCUCCUUCACCGUCCCCGACAUCGACAACGUCACGGUUGUAGAUUACGACGCUCUGGAGCAGCGCAUCUAUUGGUCAGAUGUUCGGACUCAGACCAUCAAGAGGGCCUUCAUCAACGGCACAGGAAUAGAGACGGUGGUGUCUGCAGAUAUUCCCAACGCACAUGGUCUGGCGGUGGACUGGGUGUCACGUAAUCUCUUCUGGACCAGCUAUGAUGGCAAUAAGAAACAGAUCAACGUCGCCAGACUGGACGGCUCCUUCAAGAACGCUGUUAUUCAGGGCCUGGACAAACCCCACUGCCUCGUGCUGCAUCCCAUACUGGGAAAGCUGUACUGGACUGAUGGAAAUAACAUCAGCAUGGCCAACACUGACGGCACGAACCGUACCGUGAUCUUCACCAAUCAGAAAGGACCAGUGGGUCUGUCCAUAGACUACGACACGGAGCAGCUGUACUGGAUCAGCUCAGGAAACAGCACCAUUAACCGCUGUAAGCUGGACGGGUCAGGGCUGGAGGUGUUAGACGCGGUCAAAGGCAAACUCAACAAAGCCUCUGCGCUGGCUAUCAUGGGUGAUAAGCUGUGGUGGGCGGAUCAGGGCACGGAUGAGAUCGGCACCUGUGACAAGAGUGAUGGAGGAGACUGGAAGGUCUUGAGAAACAGCACGUCUCCCAUGAUGCACAUGAAGAUCUACAAUGAGACCGUGCAGACAGGUUCAAACAUGUGCAGUAACAACAAUGGUGACUGCUCUCAGCUGUGUCUGCCCACAUCUGCCUCCAGCCGCUCCUGCAUGUGCACCGCGGGAUACAGCCUGAGGAGCGGACAGCAGUCCUGCGAGGGUGUGGGUUCAUUCCUGCUGUACUCUGUUCAUGAGGGGAUUAGAGGAAUCCCGCUGGACCCCGCUGACAAAUCCGAUGCCCUUGUACCGGUUUCAGGCACAUCACUUGCCGUCGGGAUUGAUUUUCAUGCCGAUAACGACACAAUCUAUUGGGUUGACAUGGGUUUGAGCACCAUCAGCAGAGCGAAGAGAGAUCAGACGUGGAGAGAGGACAUCAUCACUAACGGCAUCGGCCGUGUGGAGGGCAUCGCUGUCGACUGGAUCGCUGGAAACAUCUACUGGACGGACCAAGGCUUUGAUGUGAUUGAGGUUGCCAGAUUGAAUGGCUCAUUUCGAUAUGUGGUCAUCUCCCAAGGACUGGAUAAACCGCGGGCCAUUACUGUACAUCCCGAGAAAGGGUAUCUGUUCUGGACGGAGUGGGGACAGUAUCCACGCAUAGAAAGAUCUCGUCUGGAUGGAUCUAACAGAGCUGUGCUGGUGAACGUCAGUAUUAGCUGGCCCAACGGCGUCUCUAUUGACUAUCAGGACGGUUUGCUGUACUGGUGCGAUGCGCGCACAGAUAAGAUUGAGCGCAUUAACCUGGAGACGGGUGAGAACAGAGAGGUGGUCCUUUCCAGCAACAACAUGGACAUGUUCUCCGUAUCUGUGUUUGAGGGCUACAUAUAUUGGAGCGACCGGACUCAUGCAAAUGGUUCAAUAAAGCGCGGCAGUAAAGACAAUGCAACAGAUUCAGUAAGUCUGAGGACAGGCAUCGGCGUCCAACUCAAAGACAUCAAGGUCUUUAACAGAGCGCGGCAACAAGGAACUAAUAUCUGCAAGAACAACAAUGGUGGCUGCCAGCAGCUUUGUCUUUACCGUGGUAAUGGACAGAGAACAUGUGCUUGCGCUCACGGAAUGUUAGCCGAGGACAGUCAGAGUUGCCGUGACUACGAUGGAUACCUGCUGUAUUCAGAACGCACGAUACUAAAGAGUGUGCACUUAUCAGAUGAAAACAACCUCAAUGCACCAAUCAAACCAUUUGAAGAUCCUGACCACAUGAAGAACGUCAUCGCGCUAACGUUUGAUUACCGCGGAGGAGGCGGAAAAGGAGCCAAUCGGAUCUUCUACAGUGACAUCCACUUUGGAAAUAUUCAGCAGAUCAAUGACGACGGGUCAGAUCGGAAGACCGUGGUCGAGAAUGUUGGGUCAGUAGAAGGGUUGGCGUAUCAUCGGGCCUGGGACACUUUAUACUGGACCAGUUACACCACGUCCACUAUCACCCGUCACAGUGUGGACCAGAGCCGCUGGGGGGCUUUUGACCGGGACACUGUAGUUACCAUGUCAGGAGAUGACCACCCACGGGCUUUCGUCCUGGAUGAAUGUCAGAACUUGAUGUUUUGGACCAACUGGAAUGAGCAGUCACCUAGUAUCAUGCGCGCUCAGCUGUCUGGAGCCAAUGUCUUGGUGAUCAUCGGCAGUGAUGUCCGCACUCCCAAUGGACUCGCCAUCGACCAUCGUGCCGAGAAGCUCUAUUUCUCAGAUGCAACUCUUGAUAAGAUUGAGCGCUGCGAGUAUGAUGGCUCCCACCGUUAUGUGGUCCUAAAGAAUGAGCCAGUGCAUCCUUUUGGUUUGGCCGUGUACGGUGACCACAUCUUCUGGACAGACUGGGUGCGCAGAGCCGUCCUCAGAGCCGACAAAUAUGUUGGAGGAGACAUGAAGGUGUUAAGAGCUGAUAUUCCACAGCAGCCAAUGGGGAUCGUCGCUGUGGCCAACGAUACAAAUAGCUGUGAGUUCUCGCCCUGUCGGGUGAAUAAUGGAGGCUGUCAGGAUCUGUGUCUUCUCACAUCAGAUGGAAGGGUCAACUGUAGCUGUCGUGGAGAGAGGAAACUGCUGGAGGAUAACACCUGCAUAGCUCAGAACACGUCUUGCAGCAGUAUGGAUGACUUUGAGUGUGGGAAUGGAGACUGCAUCAAAUACACGCUCACCUGUGACGGCAUGGCCCACUGCAAAGACAAGUCAGAUGAGAAACAGUCCUACUGCACUAAUCGUGUGUGUAAGAAGGGCUAUAAGCGCUGUGUGAAUGGACGCUGUGUCGGCCACAGUUCCUGGUGUAAUGGCCGAGAUGAUUGCGGAGAUAACUCGGAUGAACUCUUCUGUAAUGCAACCCUGUGCACAGCGGAUCAGUUUCAGUGCAGAGAUGGAUCAUGUGUGUCAAACUCCAGUCGCUGUAACCAGGUGCUGGACUGUGAGGACGCCAGCGACGAAAUGAACUGCUCCAUCUCUGAUUGUUCCAGUUAUUUCCGUCUGGGUGUGAAAGGCUUCACCUAUCAGCGGUGUGAGUUCACAACGCUGUGUUACGCUCCAUCAUGGGUCUGUGACGGCGCAAAUGACUGUGGAGACUAUUCAGAUGAGAGGAACUGCCCAGAUAAGAAAAAGAGAAAGUGUCCGUCAAACUUCUUCGCCUGUCCCAACGGUCGCUGUAUCCCCAUGAGCUGGACCUGUGACAAGGAGAAGGACUGUGACAGCGGAGACGACGAGGCACACUGCGAUAAGUUCUGCUCAGCGACGCAGUUUGAGUGUGGGAAUCACCGCUGUAUUUCCAGCAGCUGGGUGUGUGACGGGGCGGACGACUGCGGAGAUGGAACGGAUGAGGACAGCAGAUGCAAGAACAAAACGUGCAGUACAGACGCGUUCCACUGUCCAGACUCACACAAGUGUGUCCCGCAGCGCUGGGUGUGUGACGGAGACCGAGACUGUCCGGAUGGAGCCGACGAGAGCUUGAAGGCCGGCUGUGUGUUCAAUAACACGUGUAAGGCGGGAGAGUUCAUGUGCCAGAACAGACAGUGUAUCCCCAAACACUUCGUGUGUGACCACGACAACGACUGCGGAGACGGCUCGGAUGAGUCUCUGGAGUGCGAGUAUCCUGCGUGCAAGGCCAAUGAGUUCCGCUGUGAUAACGGCCGCUGUCUGAUCCAGAAAUCCUGGGAGUGUGACGGAGAGUUCGACUGCCACGAUCACUCCGACGAAGCUCCCAAAAACCCUCACUGCAACGGUCCUGCAGAGAAGAAAUGUAACGACACGGCGUAUGCAUGUGGGAACGGUAAAUGCAUCAGUGAGACGUUACUGUGCAAUCUCAACGAUGACUGUGGCGAUGGAACGGAUGAGCUGAACUGCAACAUUAAUGAAUGUCUGAACAGUAAACUGAGCGGCUGCUCUCAGCUGUGUGAGGACCUGAAGAUCGGAUUCAAGUGUAGAUGCCACCCUGGCUUUAGACUGAAGGAUGAUGGGAAGACGUGUGUAGAUGUGGAUGAGUGCUCCACCACGUAUCCCUGCACACAGCACUGCAUCAACACACACGGCAGCUUCCGCUGUGUGUGUGUGGACGGCUUCCAGCUCAGCCCCUCUGACCCCACUGUCUGCAAGUCCACCUCCGACGAGGAGCCGUUCCUCAUCUUUGCUAACCGGUAUUACUUGAGAAAGCUCAACUUGGACGGCUCAAACUACACACUUUUAAAGCAGGGUCUGAACAAUGCUGUUGCAUUGGACUUCGACUACAGACAGCAGAUGAUCUAUUGGACCGAUGUGACGACUCAAGGCAGUAUGAUACGACGCAUGCACAUCAACGGCAGCGAUGUUCAGGUUCUCCAUCGCACAUCCCUCAGCAACCCUGAUGGUCUGGCUGUUGAUUGGGUUGGGGAUAAUCUGUAUUGGUGUGAUAAGGGGCGGGACACUAUUGAGGUGUCAAAGCUGAACGGCGCAUAUAGGACAGUCCUGGUCAACACGGGACUGAGGGAACCCAGAGCCAUAGCUGUGGAUGUCCGCAAUGGGUACCUGUACUGGUCUGACUGGGGUGAUAAUCCACACAUUGGCCGCAUUGGGAUGGAUGGCACCAACAGAAGUGUGAUCAUACAGGACAAGAUAACCUGGCCCAACGGCCUCACUCUGGACUUCAUCAAUGAUCGCAUCUACUGGGCAGAUGCCCGAGAGGACUACAUUGAGUUUGCCAGCUUAGACGGAACCAACAGACAUACAGUUUUGACUCAGGACAUCCCGCAUAUAUUCGCCAUGACUCUUUUUGAGGAGUACAUCUACUGGACAGACUGGGAGACCAAAUCUAUCAACAGAGCUCAUAAAACACUGGGCACCAACAAGACCAUGCUGAUCAGCACCUUACACAGACCCAUGGACGUCCACAUCUACCACCCCUACAGACAGCCAGAGGUCACAAAUCACCCGUGUCAGACAGACAAUGGCGGCUGCAGUAACUUGUGUCUGCUCUCUCCGGGCGGAGGGUAUAAAUGUGCCUGUCCCACUAACUUCUAUCUGGCCGCUGAUGGGAAACAGUGCAUGUCCAACUGCACCGCCAGCCAGUUCGUCUGCAAGAAUGACAAGUGUAUCCCGUUCUGGUGGAAGUGUGACACUGAGGAUGAUUGUGGCGACCGGUCCGAUGAGCCGGCUGACUGCCCUGAGUUUAAAUGCAGACCGGGUCAGUUCCAGUGUGGUACUGGGAUCUGUACGAACCCAGCGUACAUCUGUGAUGGAGACAACGACUGCCAGGAUAACUCUGACGAGGCCAGCUGCGAUAUCCAUGUGUGUUUGCCCAGUCAGUUUAAAUGCACCAAUCCCAGUCGCUGUAUUCCUGGAAUAUUCCGCUGUAACGGCCAAGACAACUGCGGAGAAGGAGAGGAUGAAAAAGACUGCCCGGAGGUGACAUGUGCACCUAACCAGUUCCAGUGCACUAUAUCCAAACGCUGUAUCCCGCGCGUGUGGGUGUGUGACCGCGAUAAUGACUGCGUCGAUGGAUCCGACGAACCUGCCAACUGCACUCAGAUGACGUGCGGUGUGGAUGAGUUCCGCUGUAAAGACUCGGGCCGCUGUAUCCCAGCUCGCUGGAAGUGUGACGGAGAGGAUGACUGUGGAGACUCUUCGGAUGAACCCAAAGAGGAGUGCGAUGAGAGGACGUGCGAGCCGUAUCAGUUCCGCUGUAGAAACAAUCGCUGUGUUCCCGGCCGCUGGCAGUGUGACUAUGAUAACGACUGCGGGGAUAACUCGGACGAGGACAAGUGUGUGCCCAGGCAGUGCUCUGAGAGUGAGUUCGCCUGCACCAGCGGUCGCUGUAUUGCUGGCAGAUGGAAGUGUGAUGGAGAUCACGACUGCGCUGAUGGAUCUGAUGAGCACGGCUGUGACGUGAAGUGUGAUAACGACCAGUUUCAGUGUAAGAACGGUCACUGUAUCCCGUUCCGCUGGAGGUGUGACGCUGAUGCCGACUGCAUGGAUGGCAGCGACGAGGAGAACUGUGACACUGGAGCGGGUCGAUUCUGCCCUCUGGAUGAGUUUCAGUGUAAUAACACUCUGUGUAAGCCGCUGGGCUGGAUGUGUGACGGGGAGGACGACUGCGGAGACAAUUCAGAUGAGAAUCCAGACGUGUGCAAGAGAUCCCAGUGUCCUCCCACCAGACAGUUCCGGUGCUAUAAUGACCGAGUGUGUCUGCCAGUGUCUAAACAAUGUGACGGCGUUGACCACUGCGGAGACAACAGUGAUGAACUCCACUGCCAAACUCCUGCGCCUGCGGUCUGUGGGAAGGGUGAGUUUACCUGCAGCACUGGGAAGUGUAUCAGCGUUAACCUGCGCUGCAAUUUCUUCAACGAUUGUGAGGACUACGGCUCUGAUGAGAUCAACUGCAACAAGAAAGAUUCGGGUCUGAAUGAAUGCCGUAACAACCGCAGUAUGUGUGGAGAUGAAGGUCACUGUGUAGUGAACAGAACCGACUCGUUCUGCUCCUGCAAACCUGGCUUCCAGAAAACACACCCGCAAACCUGCGCCGAUGUGAACGAGUGCAAGCAGUUUGGCAUCUGUUCUCACAUCUGUAACAACACCAAAGGCUCCCACAAAUGCAGCUGCUCCAAGAACUUUGUCAAAGUGAACGACACCUGCAAGGCUGACAGCAGUGACAAACAGGCUCUGUACGUGGCCGAUGAUAAUGAAAUUCGCAGUUUGUAUCCCGGAAUGCAAAACUGGAUAUAUGAACAGGCCUUCCAAGGAGAUGCCAAUGUACGAAUCGAUGCCAUGGACCUGCACAUCAAAUCCAAACGCAUCUUCUGGACCAACUGGCACACGGGCAGAAUCUCAUCCUUCGAGCAGCCUUCUGCUGGACCGGCCUCGCCCAACUCCAACCGCAACCGGAGACAGACCAAUUCCAGAGUUACUGAUCUAGAGAUCCCUGGUCUGAAGAUGCCUCGUGGGAUUGCUGUGGACUGGGUGGCCAACAACAUCUACUGGACGGACUCAGGUCGUGAUGUCAUCGAGGUGGCACAGAUGAACGGACGCAAUCGCAAGACCCUCAUCUCGGGCAUGAUUGACGAGCCCUACGCCAUUGUGGUGGACCCACCGAGAGGCACCAUGUACUGGGCUGACUGGGGAAACCACCCUAAGAUCGAGACGGCCGCUAUGGACGGCACCAUGAGAGAGACACUGGUGCAUGAGAACAUCCAGUGGCCCACAGGUCUAGCUGUGGAUUACUUCAAUGAGCGUCUGUACUGGGCGGAUGCCAAACUCUCUGUUAUCGGGAGCGUCAGACUGAAUGGAACAGAUCCGGUCAUAGCUGUCUCCAGCGUUAAAAACAAUUUGCACCAGCCUUUCAGUAUCGACAUCUUUGAGGAUUUCAUAUACGGUGUGACCUAUCACAACAACUUUGUCUUCCGCGUCAACAAGUUUGGCAAGAGUUCAGUGGAGCAUCUGACCACAGGAAUUAACCAUGCCACAGAUGUGGUCCUUUACCACCCUUACAAACAACCAGAGAUGGCCAACCCAUGUGACAGGAAGAAGUGUGAGUGGUUGUGUCUGCUCAGCCCCAGCGGCCCAGUCUGCAUGUGUCCAAACGGCAGAAUACUGGACAGUGGCACCUGCGUGGAGGUUCCCACCCCAACACUGUCCCCUGUCUCUCCGAGUGGCACCUGUAACCUGGUUUGUCUGAAUGGUGGAACUUGUGUCCUGAAUGCCAGAAAACAACCCAAGUGUCGCUGUCAGCCCAACUAUGGAGGAGAGAGGUGUGAGCUAAACCAGUGUAAAGAGUACUGCCAGAAUGGAGGAACGUGUACUGCAUCUCCUACAGGAGCUCCGACUUGCCGUUGUCUGGCAGGCUUCACAGGACCCCACUGUAACCAGCGCACAUGUGAGAACUACUGUAAGAAUGGAGGAAACUGCACAGUUAAUCGUGGAAACCAGCCCACCUGCAGCUGCCCUACAGACUUCCUGGGAGACCAGUGCCAAUAUCGGUCAUGUGAUGAAUUCUGUGACCAUGGAGGGACAUGUAUGCAGUCCAGCGAUGGGUCGAGACAAUGUCACUGCCCUCCACGCUUCAUCGGCAAGAAAUGUGAAGUGGACAAGUGCCACUAUUGCCGUGAUGGCAAGUGUAUUCCCACCAACAUCUACCAGCCACAUGGAGAUGUAACAUGCAGCUGUACCAGUGGCAGAAUCCAGCCAAGCUGUUAUACAUGUGAUGGGUACUGUGCUAAUGGGCAGUGCACUCUUAGUGCCACAAACUACCCACAGUGCAAAUGUCCUCUUGGAUGGGAGGGACAUCGAUGUGAGAAUCCUGCUACCAAUGAAAAUACUGAAUCCAGUGGCCGAACAGCUUCAAUAGUUAUUCCACUGGUUUUACUGAUACUGCUGGUGUUGCUGAUUGGAGGAGCAGUAUUAUGGUACAGGAAAAGAAUGAGAGGAGCCAAAGGCUUUCAGCAUCAGAGAAUGACAAAUGGCACUAUGAAUGUUGAAAUUGGGAACCCAGCCUAUAAAAUUUAUGAAGGAGAGCAAGAUGAGGACGUUGGAGAAUUGUUGGAUGCUGACUUCACACUGGAUCCUGACAAACCGACCAACUUCACGAAUCCUGUGUAUGCUACUCUGUACAUGGGAGCUCACAACAGCCGUAAUUCCCUGGCCAGUACAGAUGAGAAGAAGGAACUGCUAUCACGGGGUGACGAGGAGCCCCUGGUGGAACCCCUGGCUUAGAAUGUCCAUCAGUUUUGUCCAUACAUGGAAAAUACCAUUUGCCUUUUUGAGAAAAAGAUGAAAAAAAAAGCAGAAAGAAAAUCAAUGAUUAAGUGUUAACACUGUAUAAAAUGUACAAAAAUGAAGGACUACUUUUGUAUGUGAUUGCAGUAUUAUAUUUUGUUCUUUUACAAUUCCUCUGGUCACAACAAAACAUCACAACAACAGAAUAUACAUUUUUUUUGUCUUUUUAUUUUCUUUGGGGUUUAAAUUUUUAGGUCACCUCCCCUUAACCUUGAUAGCCACUACCUCUGUGCAAUAUGGAGUCAAAAAAGAGAUUGGAACGAUGACAUUUUUUAUUUUUGUAUGAAAUGUAUAGAGAAAAAUGUUGUUCCAUCAGUAAUGCCAACUGUUUGUUGUAUAUCUGACUGUGUGGAGAAGGAUACUUUGACAUGGAACCAGUGUUGUUUGCUUCAAACUUACUACAAUAUCAAGCAAAUGUUAUUAAUUUUACGUUUGUGCCAGUUUUACUACUCCCAUUGUAAGGUCAUAAUUAUUACAGAUUCAAACCAUUGCAAUAUUGCAUAUGCUUAUUACAGAAAAGCUUUUUCAGAACAGAUUUUUUUAAAUGAGAAUGUCAGUGUUGUAGAUUUGAACACACUUGACACGAAGUUUUCUCAUGAUUUUAAAAACCUUUUGAUCUAAAGGCUUCUGCUUAACUGCUUGAAAUUAGUUUUAUAGACAACAAUAAACUGUGCCUAUGUAUGAAACUCUUUACAAAACUUAACAUUUUUGUUCAAAUGCAAAACAAAUAAAAUGGUUGCAUUAGAAAGGAUAGUAAAAUAAAAAAGCAACUAUUAGGAGACCAGCACAUUUGAGAACUAAUUCAAUAUCGUUUGAAUAAGAGUGAAGAAAAUGAACAUUUUGUAGUUUAGACAACAUAAAAGAGAUCCGAUUCAUUACUUUUUUCUUUGGUCACUACAUAAUCCCCAUACUUCAGUUAGAUUUUAGAUUAAUUGUAAAGAAUGAGUGGGUGUGUCCCAGCUUUUGAUUGGUACUGUAUUUAUUUUCAGAUGAAUGAAGUAAAGAGUAAUUGUAAUCUGCCUCUGAAAUAUGCCAUCCAUUAUGUUGCUUUUACUUUUAAAAUGUACCCUUUUUUGGUAACACUUUAGAAUAGGUAACACUUGUUAACUAUUAACUACAACUUUUCUCUCAAUAAAUUCUUAAAUUCCUUCUUAA
Carassius auratus (goldfish) is the source of this 15259-nucleotide messenger RNA. RefSeq names its product low-density lipoprotein receptor-related protein 1-like. The record is from RefSeq and is a predicted model, not a curated record. Gene Ontology annotation, cellular component: apical plasma membrane; plasma membrane; signaling receptor complex. Gene Ontology annotation, biological process: receptor-mediated endocytosis. Bases 338 to 14041 code for a protein of 4567 amino acids. Lineage: Eukaryota; Metazoa; Chordata; Actinopteri; Cypriniformes; Cyprinidae. Gene Ontology annotation, molecular function: protein binding; calcium ion binding; low-density lipoprotein particle receptor activity. The transcript has 90 exons.